AUGUCUUUCUCCAUGUGUCCCUGUGUCCUGGCCGAUGACUUUGGUUGUGUUGCGGGGCUCCGUCGGAGGGGGAAGGAGAGGAUCUGGCCAUCUGGGGGCCUGCAGGGAGCUACCGAGGAGGCUGGGAGGGCGGGCCGGCCGGCCGCUCUGCUAGGGGACGUCUCAGUGACCUUGCGUCCGCUCGACAGCUCCGACAACACCAUCAGGACCAGUGCCAGGUGGCCGUGCCAAGGCAGAGGGGGAGAGAGAGUGAAAGAGAAGGAGGGAUGGGGGUUACCAGGGAAAGCCUGGGAGAGGAGUCAGUGAUGUCGAGGAAAGGCAGGGCUGGCCUGCAGUUUUUGGGGAAAUGCUCUUUUUCAAUGUCAAUGUUGACUAUUUUUGUUUCCUUAGGCGUGCCGUUAAAACUCAGCUGGUGACUACUGUAUGCGUGAAUGUAGAGUUGAUUCAUGUCAUGAAGUUGUGGGGUUUUGAAUUUGGUUUCUAACUAAGUGAGCCUGAUGUACUACACGUUUGUAUGAUGUCUACUGGUGAACUUGUGUUUAGAAUACAGUCUGUGUACGACAGAGAAUGUGCCCAUUCAAGUUAUAGGAUUUGCUGUGUUUUGAAUUUGGUUAUUACCAUUCAGAUUAUAUGAUGGUCCAUUUCAUUGUACAUGACCCCAUCCCAUCAGCGUAAACGUUCCCCGCUGUGUUACUGUGGUUGGGUGUGUAGCUCUGUUAGUUAGUGUGUGCCCUGUCGAGGGGGUAAACCUGUGCCCCUCCUUGUCGCCUCAGCUCCUCGGUCCAGCUCCAAAGGCGGGAUGGCGUUGGGCCCCCAGCCGCCGCCCCCACCCUUGGAGACCGGGAGGGGACAGACUGGGGCGCCAGGGGCAGACAGGGCAGCUCCCCCGGGUAAGCAGCCACCCCCCUCCUUCCCCAACCCCCCUUCCUCCGUCCCCGCUUUCCCUCCAUCCAUCCCUCAUCACCUGUUUUCAUCUCCUGUGCAGUGCCCUAGCAUCUCCAGCAUCUAUGAAAGGAGGAGGAGGAGGAGGAGGGUAGGAGAGGAUAGAGGGAGAAUAAGUUUCAUCAUUGUCCGGCCGCAACAGAGCAGCGAGAGAGAGGCAGGCAGGAGAAGCAGGGGAACAUUGACAUUUUUAUCUUUCCAUUGAAUUUAAUCUGAGUGAUGGACGACCUGUCAUGGCUUUAAUUUUCCUCCUUCAAAUUAUCCCUCUCUGUCAGCUGGCCCCCUCUCUCUUUCUCAUACACACACGUGCACGCACCCACACAUUCAUACACACACACGCAGACACAUUGUCAAACCUUUUUAUUAUAAAAUCCACUAUGAGUACAAGUGAUUGAUUGAUGGAAGUGUAUGUAUUGCUUCUAGCAUACCCUACACAAUACAAUACUGUACGCUACAAUGAAGAUACUGCUAGUAUGUGGUUCAUAUCAGUAGGAAACACAAUUCCACACGGUCAUACCAUUUUUAGAAUGCUAGAAAGAAUCCCUCAUAGCUCAAACACAUUCAUAUUCAAACAAAGCAUUCAUGUAGACACAUUCCACGAUUUACACACACACACACACACACACACACACACACACACACACAAAAGAAUGCGGUCGGCUGAAUUACUUCUCCCCCUCGCUAGCCCAGUUAUGGAUCGCCCUCCAGUUAUUGCACACAGCAUUUCUCUGUGAAUGAUCGCGAGUCCCGGCUAAUAGUUAUUUAAUGACUGCAUUAAAUUGUGUUGUGCAGCUUUUGAUUGCAGUGUCAAUUUGUCAGCAUGGGUAAUGUCUCUGCAUUAAGGAUGCUCCACUUUUAUUUAGGGAAUUCAUUUAACGUCUCCAGCGGGGGUGCUGAGUCGCUUUGACAGCCACAGAGAGCGGGGGAGGGCCUGAGACACACAUAUACACACACACACACACACACACACACACACGCAUGCACAAACACACAUCAUUCGCAACUCUCCUCACCUGUCAACUCCUUUAAAGGUGGAUGGACUUUGUGGUAAGGACAAAUAGCUGUUGGCAAUGCAUAGUUGUAUAGAUGUAAGGAAGUGCUUUACUUGAUUGCUUUUUAUUUGUUAGUGAUGCAUAUGAAUGAACAUCUCUGUAAUUGUGCCAAAUUUUGACAAAAGUCACAUUUUCAUCUGCAGUCCCUUGGGUCUUAGUGAUGUGAUGGUGUGCUUACUUAGCAAAGCAAGAUCUGCUGUUGUGUAGUGUGUGAGCAUCAGACCUGGAUCCCCCUUGUCUCUCUGUAAGUUAUCCCAGGGAGGGAGGCCUGUCUGUGGUCAGUUCUGUGUACCCUUAUAAUGGUUAGGAUUUGGACAGGGGAAGCUGAUCCAGGAUCUGUGCCUAAGGGUAACCUCUGGGUCGAGGUCUGGGACUACUGUGUCUGCACAGAACAACCCCACUAACUGGGACUCGAGCUGGGGACUGGGGAAAGUGGGAGAAGAGGAAGAAAAAAACACAGGGAAGUCCUAUCAGAGAACAAGUGGAGCUUGGAGCGAGAUAGGGGGACAGAGGGAAAUAAGCUAGCUAUUGAGGAUUAAAGAGAGGGAGAAGAGAGGAAUGCGCAACAGUGAUAAAGAAAGAAAGAGAGAAAGAGAGAAAGAAAGAGAGCGAAUGCUAGAGGGGGUUAUGUAGCUAGUAGGAGCGGGGGCUCAGUCGAGCCCUUUAAACCAUUACCGCCUGGAUAUUUGUCAUAUUAUGUUAUUAGAUUAGCCAGGGCCUCUAAUGAAAGCAGUAGCAAUGUGUCAGCAUUAUGAACGACCUUAUCCGCCAACGCAAUUUAUCACCUAACCUGCCCUCCCUCGUCAGACCUAUACACCCCAGGGUGGGUGAGGGGAGGGGGGAGGGGUAGUAGGGAGGAGGGAGAGAGCUGGAUAUACCCUAAUGGCUUUCCAAUGCUAAACACAGCAGCGGCUGGUGUAUUUGUCAUUUCGGGAGUGAGUGUACCUACUUUCGCAGCAGCGGUCGACGCGCCGCAGGGAAUGGCAUUUCUCAGGCUUUCCUUUUGGAUUAUUUCCUCAGUAAUAUCUCUGUCCCCCCUGGGCCGACCUCUCAUGGUCGUUUAUCUUCCCGGAUGGGAUCAGAGCUGGAAUGUGUUCUGGUUGCUUCUUAGCUACAGAGGCCCUCGGAGCCUGUUGUUCUCCUACCUUCACUUAAUCAUCCUCUUCUAUCGGGUAUCUGUCCUGCUAGCUAGCCUACCUACACCACCUCCUGUCCUUUUGCUACCUCAACUUUAUAUCUCAAUCUCCAUCUUAGUUUCGGUCUAGAUACCGCCACAAUUAAAAUACUGUUCCACGAUUCUUCCCCCAACACAAGUGAAAUCAUGGGUGCUUUACCCGCAGUUUCAUUUCACUGAUGGUCUUGCCAUUUGAUUUCGGUUUUAUUCCUGUCUUUGAUAUCACAAUUGCUUUCUAGUUUAGGCGGGAAAUGCAGUAUCCUUCCUAGACUGUUUGUAAACCAACCAACUGAAACCGAGACAAACUCAAUUUACCUCAGAAGCCCCCUUCUUUUUAACACACCUUUUAGACAUUCCACUGCUAAAUGGCCGCCCUGUUCCUAAACCCUGCUUCUCUUCCUUCUCUCUCCCGUCAGCGGUGAGGAACGACCGGAACAAGAAGAAGAAGGAUGAAAAGAAGCCAGAGUGUACUGAGAGCUAUGUGCUGAGCACUGAGACGGAGCAGAUGAUCAACAGGGUCAGCAAGGCGCAUAAGGAGACCUUCCCUUCGCUCUGCCAGCUGGGCAAAUACACUACGGUGAGCACCACAAUACUUAGAGACAGAGGUGUGUGUGUUUCUGUAUGUAAAAUCUUACAGACAAACCAGGACAGUGCAUUCGCUCAUCUGUUGUUGUUGGUAUUUUAACUGAAUGAUUCUUCAAAGUGUUGUUUAAGUAUAGCUUCAGAACCAUGUUGAUGCUGCUACCUGUGAUUCUCAUAACCAGAGUACAUUCAUUUGAUUUAUAGUGUCAUUCAUGUUGUCUGUGUGGAGCCUUGAAUGCAGGGGCGCAACUUUGGUUUUAGAAGUGGGGGGCAUUUAAAGCUCAUUUCCUGCAUUUCUACACAAUCCAAUAUGACCCAUGGCCCUUCUAGCCGUCUCUAUUUAUAACAACAAAAAGUAAAUUAAAAAUUUCCCCAGUCAUCAAGCUAGGUAAGAGGUCAUUGUUAAAUAUGUUUAAGUGAUCAGACGGAACUAGAUCAAAGCUAAUUCAAUUAUCAAUAUUAUUGCACCUUUAACCAAUAGCUUAACAAAUGAACAAAUCUUUUAAAAUAAUUAAGUACAUAGACUUUUGAAUGUCAAAUUUCAGCCAGACCGCCCAGCCAACCCCAACCAGUCUAGUCAAUAACUCAACUCUUCCAACACAAUUUUUUUACUUUAUUUAUUUUUUAUUCCCAAGAGAAAGGUUUGAAAAUAAAGUUUUACAAACAUUUUAAAAUAAACGCACACCUACACAUAUACAUAUUUUAUUUCAGCUCAUGAAACAUGGGACCAACACUUUACAUAUUGCAUUUAUAUUUCUGUUCAGUAUAGUUUCAAUCUUUUGAAGCAUCUGGCUUGUCCAGUGUUUGCUGCACAGAGAGAAAUAAAGUGUUGUGUCUGCAAAAAUUCACCUCAGCUCCAUCACAAACUGGUCUUCCCUGGCUGCCUGACCCUGCUGAGGCAUGACAAAUAAUGACCUUGGUGUACAUUUAUUUAUACAUUUUAUUCUAUUAUUGGAUAAUAUAAUGGUUCAAUAAUUGAAAUGAACAUUAUUCCCAGAUCCCAGACUGUAGCUUUAAGCUUAAGCUGCUGUCCUUGAGCUACUGUAAGUUUACCUAUCAAUUAAAGAUGGAACUUUGUAUCAUUCACUGAUAUUGUUAAUAUACUGCAAAAUUCACCUGAGCUCCGUAGACUGGUCUUCCCUGGCUGUCUGACCCUGCUGGGACACCUGUCACCAUCUGAUCCUGCUAUGAAAUGAUGAUCAUAGUGUUGUGUACUGACGGUGCACCAUGACCGUGAAGCCUGUAGAGCUGUUUAUUACUGUCAGUGUGAAACGUAGGGAAUUAGCUAGGGAAAUUGACAAAUCAAUAAGAUUACAUUGCUAUACUGACUCUAAUAAAAACUCACAUUGCACAAAAUAAAGUAAAUUAUCGGUCUUCAAUCGUUUGGCCGCUGGUUUCAUCUCUCGAUUCAGGUCUAGUGUGAAUGAGGCAAAAUAAUACCUACUUUUGGCCAGCUCUCUCACUCUCUUUGUACAUCAACUGGCGAAAGCAAGCUAAGUUAAUUUACUUCUGUUGAAUCGGGACAAAAAUGCUACAAAACAUUUCCAUAUAAACAACAACUGUUAGAUAGCGAUAUGAGGUGGCUAUUAUUACUAUCUGAUACCGAUAGCUACAGGCUAGACUAGAGCUAAACUGGCUGUGGUAGCUACUAGCUAGCUAAUUCAUUCACCUCAGUCAAGAGUGGAUGAAAAAUGUGCUAACGUUACAUGUCAGUUACACGACUAGCUCAGCACUGGGGGGGUACUUGACUCAAUUCAGACAGAAAUGCAAUUUCAGAAUGUGGGGUGGUCAUGACCCCCCCAGUGAAAGUUGUGCCCCUGCUUGAAUGUAACACCAUUUUCAUCCAAUAAAGACUUGUUGUCUCUCUCUCAUUCACAGAGUAACAGCUCGGAGCGGCGUGUGGCUUUGGACGUGAACCUGUGGGACAAAUUCAGUGAGCUGUCCACCAAGUGUAUCAUCAAGACGGUGGAGUUUGCCAAGCAGCUGCCCGGCUUCACCACGCUCACCAUCGCUGACCAGAUCACCCUGCUCAAGGCCGCCUGUCUGGACAUACUGGUAAGGAUCGCUUUUGGUUAGCUCUACUAAUGGUGGUCUGGAACAAAUGCCUACACACCCUCUCGGAUCGCUCUUCAUGAUCAGAGUUGGUCGCUCACCAACCUUGGUCCUGGUCCAUCUGAGAGGGAGUACAGGUGUUUGUUCCAGCACUAAAACACCAUAUCACCAACGAAUCACCUUGUCAGUAGGAACUUGAUUAGUUGAAACGGAUGUAUGAGUGCUGGGGUGGUGUAAAAAUCUGUACACCAUCUCGUUUUUUCAGGCCCAGGAUUAGUGAGUGGUGACCACUGUUAUUAAAUAAGAUCUGUUCAUAGGAUUGUUGAAGUUACUACAGCUACUUAUCGAUUCAUACCCCGUGCUAUUGCAUGAUUGGCCUAUGCAUUUUAUUUUUGGCAUGCUCAACCAAUCCUGCACUCUGCUCCCUCAGAUUCUGCGGAUCUGCACGCGCUACACGCCGGAGCAGGACACCAUGACGUUCUCGGACGGCCUGACGCUAAACCGGACCCAGAUGCACAAUGCCGGCUUCGGACCACUCACCGACCUGGUGUUCGCCUUCGCCAACCAGCUCCUCCCCCUGGAGAUGGACGACGCCGAAACGGGGCUGCUCAGCGCCAUCUGUCUGCUGUGUGGAGGUACUGCGGCUGUUUGGAUUUAACCAAUACUAUUGCAUAUACACACACACCCAUACACACUCAGUGAUUGAAGCUGAUAAUGACAUUGUGCCCAAGUAGGGUAGGGGUUAAUCUGCCUCAUCUUCAUGUGGCUGUGAAGGUGUCGCUGUCUAAAACAAAUAGGAUUGGUCACAUCACUUCUCAUUAUAGGCAAUUGUCACUGUACCGUAUUCCAGCAUUCACAUAUUGGACAGGCUCAAAAUUAUACUGAACAAAAAUAUAAACGCAACAUGUAAACGGUUGGUCCCAUGUUUCAUGAGCUGAAAUAAAAGGUCCCCGAAAUUUUCCAUACACACAAAAAGCUUAUUUAUCUAACAUUUUGUGCACACAUUUGUUUAUAUCCCUGUUAGUGAGCAUUUCUCCUUUGCCAAGAUAAUCAAUCCACCUGAUAGGUGUGGCAUAUCAAGAAGCUGAUUAAACAGCAUGGUCAUUACACAGGUGCACCUUGUGCUGGGGACAAUAAAAGGCCACUCUAAAAUGUGCAGUUUUGUCACACAACAAAAUGCCACAGAUGUCUCAAGUUUUGAGGGAGCGUGCAAUUGGCAUGCUGACUGCAGGAAUGUCUACCAUAGCUGUUGCCAGAGAAUUGAAUGUUCAUUUCUCUACCAUAAGCCGCCUCCAAUGUCGUUUUAGAGAAUUUGGCCAGUACAUCCAACUGGCCUCACAACCGCAGACCACGUUAUGGCGUUGUGUGGGCGAGCGGUGUGCUGAUGUCAACGUUGCGAACAGAGGUGUGCCCUAUGGUGCCGGUGGGAUUAUGGUAUGGGCAGGCAUAAACUACGGACAACAAGCACAAUUGUAUUUUAUCGAUGGCAAUUUGAAUUAACAGAAAUACCGUGACAAGAUCCUGAGGCCCAUUUUUUAAAGGUAUAUGUGACCAACAGAUGCAUAUCGGUAUUCCCAAUCAUGUGAAAUCGAUAGAUGAGGGCAAAUUAAUUUUUCAAUUGACUGAUUUCCUCAUAUGAACUAUAACUCAGUAAAAUCUUUGAAAUUUUUGCAUGUUGCGUUUAUGUUUUUGUUCAGGAUAGAAACGUAGACUAGUGCUGUCUUGAGCACCAUCUAGUGGUUAAUAGUAAACAUAUAACAAUCUGUACUUAGAAAUUCUCAUUGACCUACCUGGAGAAAGUUCAGGAGGGUGCACACUCACUGCAGCGUUAAAGAACAUUCAGAUAAUGUAGCUAAUGUAGUAAUAUAGUGCAAAUAUGAUGGCUUGCCAUGUAGAAUACAGUUUUAGCGUGAGUUCUAUUUAUUACAUUUCACCUCACUGAACACACCCCUGUAUUGUGUUUGUGGCUAUGUGUAGAUCGGCAGGACCUGGAGCAGGCAGACAAGGUGGACGUACUACAGGAGCCCCUACUGGAGGCUCUGAAGAUCUACGUGAGGAAGAGGAGGCCUCACAAACCACACAUGUUUCCCAAGAUGCUGAUGAAGAUCACCGACCUGAGGAGCAUCAGCGCCAAAGGUGAGAGGCAGUCAGAGACAUCCAUCUACACCAUUGACCAUUUCUUACUUGUUCAAAGGUUGUCUGAAAUAGGGCUAAAUCAGGCAUCUUGCAAUUGGUUCAAUAACUGUCGGUAACGGACAGGACACAAUGUGUGCUUACUACCAGUAUCAAAUGUAGUUUCCUCAAUAUUACGAAAGGUGUGCCGCAGGGGUUGAUUUUGGGCCCUGUUCUCGUCACUGUUUAUAUCAAUAAUAUUGGUGUAUCUGUUAAAACCUGUAACAUUCAUCUCUACGUGGAUGGUACAGUUAUUACUGUUAUUUAGUCCUGUGCCCCCUCAGUACAGCAGGCCAUUCAUGACCUUCAACAUGGUUUGACUCAAUUCAAAAAGACCAAGAUCUUGAAACUAGUGCUAAAUGCUAAUAAAACCAAAUUGAUGUUGUUAUCUUGGUCUUUGCAUAUUUGCAUGUUCCCCAUUAUAAGUACUUGGGUAUUUGGAUUGUUGAUAAACUCUUUUAAAACAAACAUGGAAAAACUGACCAAAAAGCUGAGAAUUAAGAUUGGUUUCUUUUAUAGAAUUAAAUCCUGCUUCACUUUGAAAAGUAGAAGGAAGAUUGUUCAAUCAACGCUUCUUAUGGUGAUAUAAUCUACAUGCAUUCGGCAGCCUCUGUUUUUUAAAAACCUUUAGACUCAGUAUAUCACUCAGCACUGCGUUUUAUCACUGGGGACAAUUUUCGUUCACAUCACUGCAUUUUGUAUAGUUCUGUUGGCUGGGAGCCUCUGACUACCAGAAGGGCCCAGCAUUGGCUACUUUCUGUAUAUAAAGGAUUUAAUCCAGGCUCUUUCGCAGCCGGCCGUGACCGGGAGACUCAUGGGCGGCGCACAAUUUGCCCAGCGUCGUCCAGGGUAGGGGAGGGAAUGGCCGGCAGGGAUGUAGCUCAGUUGAUAGAGCAUGGCGUUUGCGACGCCAGGGUUGUGGGUUCGAUUCCCACGGGGGGGCCAGUAUGAAAAAUAAAAAAAUUAUGUAUGCACUCACUAACUGUAAAUCGCUCUGGAUAAGAGCGUCUGCUAAAUGACUAAAAUGUAAAAUGGUUCUUCAGAGACUCCCCCCCCCCCCCCCCCCUUACUCAGCUCAAGUAUUAAUUAGAGAUCCAGAAAAUUCAGACCCGCUCUCUGGACUGGCUGGUUCUGGUGGUACCGCGGAUCUCCACUGAGCUGGGGGAAAAUGCUUUUAUCCCCAGCUCGUGGAAUAGCCUUCAGGCCACAUUGAAGCUGGACUCGCUGGUCUCAAUUGGACAGUUUAGAUCAAUUUUGAGGAAGAUAAGGUGAUAGUUGUUUGUUGUGAUUAAUCUUGUUGUAUUUAUUGUAUUGAUGUUGCUAUUUUGCUUUAUGUUGUAUUGAAUUAUGUGUUCAUGUUCACAGGGCGCCCUUGAGAAUGAGACCCUGGUCUCAAUGGUGACUCCACUGUUUAAAAGAUUUACAAAAUACACAAAUAAAAUACACACAGUUGUGGAUUAGCCAUAUACAGUACUUCUGUUUCAAUAAGCCUUAUAUUAUAAUUGUCUACUAUAUAUAGUAGUUAAAGCUGCAAUAUUAAGCUUUUUGGGCGACCCCGACCAAAUUAACAUAGAAAUGGGAUUUAUAGAUUUGUCAUUCUUAUUGAAAGAAGUCUAAGAAGCAUAGAUCUGUUCUAUAUGCGCUAUUUAUAUGCUUCCCGUUCUUAAGUUUCGUUUUUGCGUCUUUUACUUUUGGUUUUGUAAACCAGCUUCAAACAGCUGAAAAGACAAUAUUUUUGGUAAUGGAAAAUAUAUUUCACAAUGGUUUAGAUGGUACAAUGAUUCUCUUGCUUGUUUUGUCACAAACUGAAAUUAGGCAAACUAUUCUAAUUUUAGUAACCAGGAAAUGGCGGAACAAUUUCUGCAUAGUGCACCUUUAAGGUACUUACUUUGCAACAUCCAUAAAGGUUUAAACUCAAUUGUAAAGGUCUACAUUUUCUAUUCUGUCAACUGCAAUUGUAAUGUAGGUCCAAGUCAAAUGUGACUCAUUCAUAUAAAGGGGUUGAAUGUCCACAACUGAGGACAGUCUAACACCAUAUCUUGGUCCUCCCCUCCUCAGGAGCCGAGCGUGUCAUCACCCUGAAGAUGGAGAUCCCGGGCUCCAUGCCCCCUCUCAUCCAGGAGAUGCUGGAGAACUCUGAGGGUCUGGAGAGCGGGGCCACAGGCUCCCGGACCAGUGGGGCCCCCCCAGGCAGCUGCAGCCCCAGCCUGUCCCCAAGUUCCGCCCAAAGCAGCCCCAGCCCCACCACGCAGUCACCGUAG
Molecule: messenger RNA, 10235 nt
Organism: Coregonus sp. 'balchen'
Lineage: Eukaryota; Metazoa; Chordata; Actinopteri; Salmoniformes; Salmonidae
Source: the annotation of a GenBank genome assembly